AUGGGGCUAGACUCACCCUCAAGGGAUGACCGAACCCUUCUUGCUGCUGCGCAUCCGCCGCGAGGCGUGCGUAUGGUGGUGGAGUUGGGUCGGCACUGAUGGGGUCAGGCGGGAAAAUGUACAUGCAUGCACGGGCCUUUCUGGCCGUCGGCGUAGGCAGUGAUGCCCAUCUCAUUUUUGUGCGCGGAGGCAGACACCAUCAGAAAGGUGGACGGACACUACACGGCCCUAGGUUUGCUAGAGGGAGCUGUAUUGCCUCAGUAACCUGGCUUCGCCAUCAAAGGAGGAGGGAGCAGGUGGCGACGAGCUGAACUGGGCCGGUUGACCAUUCGGCGCGAGAAUUCCUAUUUUUUUCAGACCAAGAACCUUGAGUGCAAUGAGGGAGAAAGCGAGGAACCGACUGGGUAGGACAGCAACGAGAGCGUGUACGGACGGAGCAGGUCGAGUGGCGUUUUGCUCGGGCUGACUACAGCGGCGCCGGAUGGAGCAGCGGCACCGGAGCAUGCGGGCGACAUCGACCCGUGGCGCACGGACAAACUAUCUGUGUUCGAGAAUUUUUUUCGUUUUUUUCUGACACUCCGUGUCGGUUUUGUGCGUCAUCACCGGUUUUGUAGAGAGACCGUCAGAGAUGGNUGAUUGUCCAUUGCAAUCAUGGCUUUGGUUGGUUGUUCUUUUUCACUGUACGUCCGCAGACACAUUCUGACAGCACUUCAGACAGCAGCUUUGUGCCCCGCCAGCUUCUUGUUCCAUGCCUACCAUGGUGUUUUUGUACAGACAGCACUUCAGACAGCAGGAUGCUGUAGUCGGCAAUCUUCCGUUUUGGUAUAGAGUGGGACAGGGAGGGGUUGAUGCUACUGUAGUCGAACGGUGGGACGGAUGUGCAGUUCAGUUUUUGGGCACGCAUAAGGUGCUGCAGGGAUUUUCAGGUGUACCUCUUCGGGCUCUUGGACACCUUUUUCUCGUUAUGUGUGUGCGAGUCCUUUAGAUCCU
Messenger RNA from Ectocarpus sp. CCAP 1310/34, 990 nucleotides. NCBI's taxonomy places the organism in Eukaryota, Phaeophyceae, Ectocarpales, Ectocarpaceae. The record is from the annotation of a GenBank genome assembly.